Molecule: messenger RNA, 903 nt
Organism: Zalophus californianus (California sea lion)
Lineage: Eukaryota; Metazoa; Chordata; Mammalia; Carnivora; Otariidae
Gene: UBE2C
Product: ubiquitin conjugating enzyme E2 C
Exons: 7
Coding region: 113-727 (204 amino acids)
Source: RefSeq, a predicted model, not a curated record
CCCUGCAAACCUUCCCUGUUUCUUAUCUCUUCAUCCCCUAAGGUACAGAAGUGGCAGGACGUGUUGGCUGGCACCAUAGGGGUUGACGACAGACCGGAAGAAAAGUGCGGAGAUGCUUUUAUUGCCCCCGUCUUACAGUUGCAGUCGUGCUCUCCGAGUUCCUGUCUCUCUCCCCGCACCGCCCGGGAUGGCCUCCCAGAACCGCGACCCAGCUGCCGCCAGCGUCGCCGCCGCCCGCAAAGGAGCCGAGCCCAGCGGGGGCGCCGCCCGGGGCCCCGUGGGCAAGAGGCUACAGCAGGAGCUGAUGACCCUCAUGAUGUCUGGUGACAAAGGCAUCUCUGCCUUCCCUGAAUCCGACAACCUUUUCAAAUGGGUGGGGACCAUCCAUGGGGCAGCAGGCACAGUUUAUGAAGACCUGAGGUAUAAGCUCUCGCUGGAGUUCCCCAGUGGCUACCCUUACAACGCGCCCACGGUGAAGUUCCUCACACCCUGCUACCACCCCAACGUGGACACCCAGGGAAAUAUCUGCCUGGACAUCCUGAAGGACAAGUGGUCUGCCCUGUAUGAUGUCAGGACCAUCCUGCUGUCCAUCCAGAGCCUGCUAGGAGAACCAAACAUUGAUAGUCCUUUGAACACGCAUGCUGCCGAGCUCUGGAAAAACCCCACAGCCUUUAAGAAGUAUCUGCAAGAAACCUACUCGAAGCAGGUCUCCAGCCAAGAUCCCUGACUGUCCAGCCUCUCUCUUUGUGUUGUCUUUUUAUUUUCUCCUUAGAUAGUCUUUCUCUUCAUUUCUGUCUAGGACUCUGUAUCUUAAGCUGUGGUGUCAUUUUUGUUUUGUUUCUGUUUUUUAAAUUAAGUCUCUGGUUGAGCCCUUGUGACAAAUAUAUUAAAUAAAUACAUUGG